Messenger RNA from Maudiozyma saulgeensis, 474 nucleotides. The record is from the annotation of a GenBank genome assembly. NCBI's taxonomy places the organism in Eukaryota, Fungi, Ascomycota, Saccharomycetes, Saccharomycetales, Saccharomycetaceae.
AUGACCGCUACAACCAUCCCAAACGACUAUACUGUAAGAAGAAUUGAAUCCAGGGAUUUUGAAGGAGCUAAGACGGCAUUAGCUGGUUUAACUAUAGUUGGUGAGAUUAGUCAAAAGGAAUUUGAUUCGAUUUUAAAUUAUUGGGAUUCUGUAUUAUUACCAACAGGUGAACAAGCCUAUAAUACAUUUGUUAUUACUGUAAAGGAUACAGAAAGAGUUGCAGCAAUUGGUACAAUAUUUAUUGAAAAGAAAAUUAUACAUAAUGGAGGUUUAGUUGGUCAUAUUGAAGAUAUUGCAGUGAAUAGUGAUUUUCGUGGACAAAAACUUGGUAAAAUUUUAAUAGAUUACCUAAGCUCAGUAGGCAAACAAUUAGGUUGUUAUAAGACAAUUUUAGAUUGUGAUGUUAAAAACGUUGGGUUUUAUGAAAAAUGUGAUUAUAAAGAAGCUGGAAUUGAAAUGCAAAUUAGAUAUUAA